Plectropomus leopardus (leopard coralgrouper) is the source of this 943-nucleotide messenger RNA. RefSeq names its product thiamine triphosphatase (gene thtpa). Lineage: Eukaryota; Metazoa; Chordata; Actinopteri; Perciformes; Serranidae. The record is from RefSeq and is a predicted model, not a curated record. Gene Ontology annotation, biological process: thiamine metabolic process; thiamine diphosphate metabolic process; dephosphorylation. Gene Ontology annotation, molecular function: magnesium ion binding; thiamine triphosphate phosphatase activity.
UGACGUGUUGGGGCAGCUCGGAUUGAUGUAUCGCCCACUUUUCAAUGCCGAAUUGUUUUGACAAAAGGAUUUGACUUGCGAAGAUGAGUGUGGAAGUGGAAAGAAAAUUUGUGUGCAAUGCUGACACUGUGAAAACACUGGAGGAGAUAGGCGCAGUGUGUGUUGGUCAGCGCCAGUUUUGUGACCAAUACUAUGACACCCCAAAGUUUGACCUGACGUUGAGGGACAUGUGGCUGCGUAAACGUAAAGGAUGCUGGGAGCUGAAGUGCCCCACAGGAGUCAGCAGGACAGAAGAGACAUCUGGAGAACUAUCUAAAGCGGCUGCGUUGUGUUCCCGCUACAAGGAGAUAACAAAUAUGCCAGAGAUUCAACUCAGGGUGAAAGAGGUCAUAAAAGACAUUUGUGAGACAGAGACGGUCCCCUCACAGGAGGAUGAGUCUUGGCUGAGCAAAAUGAAUCUGGUGUGCUUUGCAGAGUUCACAACAGAACGGCGGUCAUUCACUUUAGAGGAGGAGGGGGUGCAGAUAGAUCUCGACCAAGCUGACUUUGGCUACCAUGUGGGAGAGAUCGAGGUCCUAGUUCCAGAGGGAGGAGAUGUGCAGUCAGCCUUUGGGAAGAUCGAAAGAAUGGCUGCAAAGCUGGGUCUGAUGGGAGAUCAGCGGAUUGAGGGAAAAAUGGAUGUUUACCUUAAAAGACAUCACCCAGAGCACUAUGCAAAACUACUGAGUGAACAUAUUUUAUAAAACAUACGAUACAUGAUCUCUAACAGUUACAGUUAAAUUGUUUUUAAAAUGUACAUAUAGUCGUAUAAGGGAAACUCAUGGGUGGAUUAUGAGUCAGUGGGUCCCUGGGCACAGAUAUGGAGAGGGCCCCAACACCUCCCCGACAGGAGCAAGACACACAGACUUUAUGUUUGUACUGCAUCUCUUUGUGGUUGUUUUGC